CAAAAAAAAUGUCAUCAUCAACUGUUCCUGUUCGUUCAGGUUCCCUCAACAAGAAGAAAGUUGUCAUUUCCAUUGAUUUUGGUACAUCAAGAACUGGUUUCUGUUAUUCACUCACCAAUGAUGUGAAAAAGACUCGAGUUAAGAAUACCUCAUGGAAAGAUGCACCAAGUGGAGUUUCAUUCCCAAAGACUCUCACUCAAUUACUUUAUGAAAAGAGUGAUACAAGAAAACCUGUUGCUUGGGGUUACACUUCACUUGACAUGUUGUCAAGAGAAUUUGAAGAUGAGAGUGAAUCUGAUGAAGAUGAAGAAGGUGGUGAAGAGAUUCCAGCACAAAAUAGCAAGUAUUAUCAUUUCAAGACAUUCAAAAUGGGAUUAUUCAAUAAUCCAUCUGGUAUGGUGAAGGAUACAACUGGUGUUUUUGAAAAGAAUGUUGGUGAAUUGAUAGUUGACUAUUUGAAAUUAUUAUUCCAUGAUCAGAUUAAGCCAACUGUUGAGAAAUCAUUGGGAUCUAAAUUGAAUCUUGAUGAAGUUACUUGGUGUUUAACAGUUCCAGCCAUUUGGAAAGAUGAACAAAAAUCAGAUAUGAGAUUAGCUGCUUACACUGCUGGUUUAACAAAGACACCUGAAGCAUCUUCUGAUGAUUUUAAGAUUAUUCUUGAACCAGAAGGAGCUGCUGCUUAUUGUAUGGAAUAUCAAGCUUCUAAAGGUAAACCAUUGAGAGAGGGCGAAUCAUUCCUUGUUUGUGAUCUUGGUGGUGGUACAGUUGACUUGACAUGUCAUAAAUUUGAAAAGGCAAGAUUGAGAGAAUUAGCUGAAGGAUCUGGUGAUGCAUGUGGUUCUACAUAUUUAGAUGAUGCUUUUAUUAUUUAUUUGGAAGAAUGUUUUGGUAAGAAAUUUGUUGAAACCUUAAGGAAAAAGUAUGGCCAAACUUAUUUGGACAUUUUAAAGAUUUGGGAAAGAACAAAAGUUACAACAACAGAUUUAACAAAAGAUAUUAAUGUUGAUAUGCCUGGUCAAUUAAGUAGUUUUUUAGAAAGUGCCAAUGUUAAAAGUGAUAAAUUCAGAGCUAAAAGAGGUCAACUCAAAAUUACAAGUGAAGCUUUACAAACAAUUUAUCAAGAUUCAUUAGAAAAAACAAGAAAUCUUGUUGAAAAGCAAUUAGAAACAAUCCAAUCAGAGACUGGUAAAAUGGUUGAUUAUAUUUUCAUAGUUGGUGGUUUUGGUGCUUCCAAAGUAGUUCAAAACUUUCUAAUUGACAAUUUCUCUUCACAAGUUAAGGGAAUUGUAAUUCCAAAUGAACCUGCUGAAGCUGUUGUUGAUGGUGCUGCAUUAUUAGGUAUUGAUGAUUCAUUAAUUUCAACACGUAGAAUGAGAAUGACUUAUGGAGUUAAAGCUCAAAAAGGAAGUGAAGAAAUAUUCGAUACUUUUGUAAUUGCUAAUCAAGAACUUGAAGUUGAUCAAGGAAUUUCAAGAGAAUACAAAGUUCAAAGAGCUAAUCAACAAGCUAUGAAAAUAAUCAUCUACAGCACUAAAUUGAAAUCAAUUACAAAAGUUGACGAAACUAAAUGUCAUAAGAUUGGUGAAAUUCAAGUACAUAUGACAGAUAUGACAGGUGGCAUGGAUAGAAUAGUGAAAGUUACAAUGUAUUUUGGUAGAUCAGAAACUAGAGUUACUGCCAUUGAAAAGAAUACUGGAAUUGAGUAUAGUGCAUUAAUUAAGUAUGAUGGUGAAUUAUUUUCACAUGGUGAAAGUAUUGCUGACACUCCACCAGUUCAACCUCACCAUUUAAUUUUUGCAAAUGAUGUUUCAGGAUCAAUGUGGGCAAGAGAUGCUUUACCAACAAUGAGUUUACUUAAAACCUCUCAUAAUAACAGAGUAGGAGCACUUUAUGAAGCAUGUUAUGCCUUUUUAGAAACAAGAAAAGAAACUUCAGAUAUUUCAUCGUGUAUUCUUCAUAAUCAUGAUUCAAUCAUUAUUUAUGAUAAAAAACCUGCAACUCCAUCACUUGUUUCUGAUUACAUGAUGAAAUAUAAUGCCGACGGUGGCAACAACUUUUUAAAAGUAUUCGAAACUGUCGAACAAGUUCUCAAAUCGAGUAAUAACGAGGAAUUCAAACCAAUAGUUUUCUUUAUGACAGAUGGUGCUUGGCACGACGACGGAGCACCUGCCUACUUGGAAGGCUUAAUGUUAAGAUAUCCAGAUUUAACAGUUCAUGUCAUUAAUUUGGGUAGUUCAAUUAAUUUUGAAUUGAUGAAUAGAAUUGCAAAGAUUGGUAGAGGAACCAUUUCAACAUCUGGAAUGAGCGCUGUAGAAUUGAAGAGUACCUAUCUCAGCUUGCUUCCUUACUUGGAUUAAUAAUAUUUCCCAUAAAACAUUCCCAUGGUGGAUAUCCUUGUAUUGUACAAUAUUAUGAAACUAAUAGUAUUAAUGAAUAAUUUAAUAAAAAGUAUUGGUAGUACUACCAAUUUGGUUGUGGAUUUUU
Molecule: messenger RNA, 2484 nt
Organism: Naegleria gruberi
Lineage: Eukaryota; Heterolobosea; Eutetramitea; Acrasida; Naegleriidae
Product: chaperone protein
Exons: 3
Coding region: 9-2357 (782 amino acids)
Molecular function (GO): ATP-dependent protein folding chaperone; ATP binding
Source: RefSeq, a predicted model, not a curated record